Leptopilina boulardi is the source of this 491-nucleotide messenger RNA. RefSeq names its product serine protease inhibitor 3-like. Gene Ontology annotation, molecular function: peptidase inhibitor activity. The record is from RefSeq and is a predicted model, not a curated record. The transcript has 3 exons. Bases 141 to 365 code for a protein of 74 amino acids. Lineage: Eukaryota; Metazoa; Arthropoda; Insecta; Hymenoptera; Figitidae.
CUUUUUUUUUCUGCAUAUAAAUAGGACUUGAAGUUUACAAAGAAUAUUCAUUUACCUCCAUAACGACAAAUUGAAAAUAAAGUGUCUCUUUUUUAAAAACAAAUUAUUUUUUUGUACACUUUUCAACAGUUUUAAUAAUAAUGAAAUUUUUGGCUCUUUUUGUUUUCGUUGUUUUUGCAUUGGCACUUGUCACUGCGUCUGGUUGUGGGAUGAGAUGCAAACCAGGUUCAAGAUUUAAGCAAGAUUGCAAUGAAUGCGUUUGCUCAGAUGAUGGUAUGACAGCAAUGUGCACACUAAUGGCCUGUCCACCUUUAGGAAACAAUCGACAGCGUCCAUUUUAUCAAAGCAAAAUUGGAAAAUUGUAAAACCUUACAAUAAAUACACAAAUGGAGAAAAAUAAAAUUUAAUAUUACUAUAAAAAAUUUAAUGCAAAAUUUGGUGAGAUAUAUACAACUGCGUCGACGAAAUUGGAAAUAUAAUUAGACAAUAUU